AUGUCCAAUCUCUUCAUACCAUCUUUCACCCUCCCGAUCGCCCGCUCGACACUCGCAGGCCCCUCGAGACUUCCUCAUCGGUGCUUUUCUAACAUCCCACCGGUCUCAGGACGGCAGGUAUUAGGUCGCAUAACGCCGAAAAAGAUAGCGGUACCAAGAUCAGCAGUUGAGAGUGGGCAGUACUCUGCUCCAGCAGGAUAUACCAAUAGCUCAUUGCCUAGAAGAUCGAUAUGGCGUCCGAUAGUCUUCUGCGGACUGUUAGGAGGUGGUGGAUAUGCCGCUGCUGCACUGUACACCAACAAUGAUACGCAGAAAUGGGGCGAUAAACUCGGUGGCAGCAGUUGGUGGAGAAAGGGUCAGAGUCAACCGAGUGAUAGAGAGAUACAUAGGGCGAAGCAGUUAGAGGGGGCUAGGUCCGCACAGAAGACACUCAACAACCUCCCCAACACCUUAUCCUUCCUUCCCAACUUCCUGCUCAUCCCUGUCCUCCGCACGUACGUCAUGGCAUCUGAAUUCUACCUCAACACGCCAUCAGCGCAACUCGCCCCUAUGGGUUUGAUCUUCGUCAUGGGAAAUGUAUUCGUAUGGUGGAAGCUCCGAAGACUUGAACCAUUCAUGAGGAAAUGGUGGUUACAUCGACCGAUCGUUUUCGGUACGAAGAGGGAUGAAUGGAGGAAUUGCGUUACUAUGUUUACUAGCGUUCUAUCACAUCAAUCCCUUCCACAUCUCGCAUUCAACUCCCUCGCCUUAUUCUCCUUCGGUUCCGCAGCAUACUCAUACAUAUCCUCAUCACCUUCUUUCCCAGCAUUAUCUUCAUCCACGCAUACACCUCAUUUCCUCGCUUUCCUACUUACCGCUGGACUGUUCUCCUCUCUGGGAAGUCAUCUAUGGACCAACAUAUUUAGAUACCCUGCAUUGAUGAAAGCCCUCACCCAUCCAGCUAGGAUAUCCAGUCCGCAAGCAUUGAUGUCCCAUCAAGGGAUAUUACCUUCUCUAGGUGCCAGUGGAGCUAUUUACGCCGCCUUGACGCUCACCGCUUGUGCUUAUCCCGAUUCAAGCGUGGGGAUUAUAUUUAUUCCCUUUGUCAGUGUUCCGAUAGGGAUGGGUGUGGCGGGAAUGGUCACGCUGGAUCUCAUAGGUUUGAUAAGAGGUUGGAGAUUGUUCGAUCACGUGGCGCAUCUCUCUGGAGCACUGUUUGGGUUUGUUUACUAUAGGGUAGGCAGGGAAGUAUGGCAAUGGACGAGAGAGAAGUUUGGUGCUGAACAUAAGGGAUCUGGAUUGUUUUGA
Messenger RNA from Kwoniella botswanensis, 1287 nucleotides. RefSeq lists its product as uncharacterized. Gene Ontology annotation, molecular function: serine-type endopeptidase activity. Lineage: Eukaryota; Fungi; Basidiomycota; Tremellomycetes; Tremellales; Cryptococcaceae. Gene Ontology annotation, cellular component: membrane. The record is from RefSeq and is a predicted model, not a curated record. The transcript is spliced from 5 exons. Bases 1 to 1287 code for a protein of 428 amino acids.